AUGAGCGGAUUUCGUCUUCUUGAUUUGGUCAAGUUCUUCUUGCCCAUCCUUCCCGAAGUGGAAUUGCCUUAUGAGACAGUCAAAUUUGAUGAAAAAAUCGUUUACACUGUUGGAUCUGCAAUCAUUUAUCUCAUGGGCCAGAUCCCACUUUAUGGAUUGAUCCCUAAUGCCCAAUUCCAUUUGAUUGACCCAUUCUACUCAAUUAGACCCAUAUUUGCAAUGGAGAAAGCUUCGUUGUUGGAAUUAGGAUUUUUGCCAAUUAUCACUUCAGCAUUUCUCUGGCAAUUAGCUGCUGGGUUGAAAUUGAUCAACAUCAAUUUGGGGUUGAGGUAUGACCGAGAAUUAUUCCAGCUGGGUCAGAAAUUAACUGCUUGGGGCUUAGCGUUGAUCUUUUCUGUUGGCUUGAUCUAUAGUGGAUACUAUGACAAUGUUAUUAGAGGCUACAAAGUUGUUGGCGGAUCAGGCGGUGUCCCCAUCUGGUCGUACUUGAUCAUUUUCACCCAAAUCUUUACAUGGCAAAUUGUGCUUACUUUGAUUGUGGAGAUUUUCGAUAAAGGCUAUGGGUUUGGUUCGGGCAUAUUGUCUUUUCUUGCCUUACAAAAUGCAACUUCGUUUAUAGCCGAACUUGUUGGAUUGGAAAUGUUCCCCGUUGUCAACAAUACCCUGAAGUUUGAGAGCUUGGGUGCAUUAUUGAACCUUGUGCGUAACUUUUCCAUAUUCAGCCCUACAACAACAAUCAACCAAAUUUGGCAUGCAUUCACCAGAGUCCAAUUACCAAAUUUGACUCAAUUCUACAUUACUUUAGCUACGAUCUUGGCAGUUGUCUUGUUGCAAAACUUUAGAACCGAGAUCUCCAUUAGAUCGACCAAGGUUAGAGGAAUGAACCAAAUGUUCCCCAUUAGACUAUUGUACACUGGCGGAUUGCCCGUAUUAUUUGCAUACACUGUUAUUGCCAACUUGCAAGUAUUUGGCUUCAUCUUUGAAGCAGCAUUGGUGAAACUCACUGCUUCUCCAAUCGUUUCCACCUUGUUCGCCAACUAUGUUGUUGAGCCAUAUUCAAACAGAUUAGUCAUCAAAUCCGGUGUAUUGUACUUUUUCACUGCAUCGCAAACUUUGCUCCAAUCCAUCAUUUCACCAUUGAGAGUUGUCAUUUACUCAUCUACAGUUGUUGGUUUGGCAACCUGGUUUGCUUAUAAAUGGAGCUACAUUGCUGGUUCGUCUCCAAAAGAUAUUUCAAAACAAUUCAAGGAACAAGGAAUCUCCAUUGCCGGUAAAAGAGACAUUUCAAUUACAAAAGAGUUUGCAAAGAUUAUCCCUACUGCAGCUGUAACUGGUGCGUUCAUCUUGAGUGCUCUUGCAGUCACUGGUGAUUACUUAGGUGGCUUAGGAAGAAAUGUCGCAUCGAUUGUUGGUGUGUCUUCUGCAUUUGGUAUCUUGGAGGAAUUUAUGAUUGAUUAUCAACAAGCUGGUGGUUCUCAAUUCCAAAGCGCCAUUUCUGGAUUUCAGUAG
Lodderomyces elongisporus is the source of this 1509-nucleotide messenger RNA. RefSeq names its product Ssh1p (gene SSH1). The record is from RefSeq and is a predicted model, not a curated record. Lineage: Eukaryota; Fungi; Ascomycota; Pichiomycetes; Serinales; Debaryomycetaceae. The transcript has 2 exons. Gene Ontology annotation, molecular function: transmembrane protein transporter activity; signal sequence receptor activity; ribosome binding. Gene Ontology annotation, biological process: post-translational protein targeting to membrane, translocation; SRP-dependent cotranslational protein targeting to membrane, translocation. Bases 1 to 1509 code for a protein of 502 amino acids. Gene Ontology annotation, cellular component: Sec61 translocon complex; membrane.